Rana temporaria (common frog) is the source of this 957-nucleotide messenger RNA. Its product is annotated as olfactory receptor 493-like. Gene Ontology annotation, biological process: G protein-coupled receptor signaling pathway. The record is from RefSeq and is a predicted model, not a curated record. NCBI's taxonomy places the organism in Eukaryota, Metazoa, Chordata, Amphibia, Anura, Ranidae. Gene Ontology annotation, molecular function: G protein-coupled receptor activity; olfactory receptor activity. Bases 104 to 883 code for a protein of 259 amino acids. The transcript has a single exon. Gene Ontology annotation, cellular component: membrane.
GAUUCCGCUCUUUCUUUUCCUGCUGAUAAUCUACACAUGUACUUGCAUUGAGAACCUCCUGAUCAUCUUUUUGGUGAAUAAAAGCCCUCAUCUCCAUUCCCCUAUGUACUUUCUGAUCAGUAAUUUGCUCUUUUGUGAAUUAGUCUAUACCACGAAUCUGGUUCCACUGAUGCUCCAUGACUUACUGUUGGGAAGAGGAGUCAUUUCCUAUCUUGGCUGCGUCAUCCAACUGAACGUUUUGGGAGGUGUGUCGGAUGUGGAGUCUUUCCUGCUUACGUUAAUGUCAUAUGAUAGAUAUUUGGCGAUCUGUAAGCCUCUGAGAUAUUCCGCUCUCAUUCACAACAGGCUGUGUUUGUAUGUAAUGAUUUUGUUCUGGUUGAUCUCAUUCUUGAGUGUGGCGGUGGUAUUUUACUUGUUAAUUAACCUGAAGUUUUGUGGCCCUGUUAGUAUCGACCACUUCCAUUGUGACUACACAACCCUGAUUUCCAUAGCAUGCUCAGACAUAAGUGUUUUAAUGAUUUAUGUCUUGGUCAUCAGCACUACCCUGACACUUGGACCUUGUCUACUCAUUAUCCUGUCGUACGUUUUUAUCAUCGUUGCAAUUCUCAGAAUUAAGUCAUCGUCGGGAAGACAGAAAGCCUUCUCCACCUGCAGUUCACAUCUCCUGGUGGUGACUUUGUAUUUUGGCACACUUUUCGGCCUGUAUGUGAUGCCAAGGAGCAGCCAUUAUAUCAACCUCUAUAAAGGAUUGUCCUUUGUCUACUUUGCAGUGACUCCGCUAUUAAACCCCAUCAUUUAUACUUUAAGGAAUCAGGAUAUUCAUAAAGCUAUGAAGACGACAAUACAUGAAGUGAAACAAUAUUGUACUACAGAAACACAUUAAAAAUUACAGGAAAUAUAGCUUCACUUGAUCAUUGAGGCACCCAUGCCACUAGGGGGCCCCAUAAGGGUUGCCAG